AUGACAUCGAGCGAUUCGAUCAUCCCGCCCUUGACUGACGAAGUUCUCAAGGCGUGGGAAGAAUCGAAGUCAAAGUUUGAGGCUGAGACGAAAUUUCGCUUUGAGAAGAAUCUUAGUCCUGAUACUGCCAGUCGCGGUGAAUGGACGAAAGCACUUAAGGGGGGUCGUCAAAAGGGGAAAAUGAAGCAAUUCGCUGAGUCUUUGCUCACCCCAAACGUGAAGAUAAUCGAGGAAAGCCUCGAUGUCAUUUCCAAAUUGUGCGAAGCCACUUCUACGGUACGAGAUCCCAACCCCCUCUGA
Messenger RNA from Penicillium odoratum, 300 nucleotides. RefSeq lists its product as uncharacterized. The coding region runs from base 1 to 300 and encodes 99 amino acids. The record is from RefSeq and is a predicted model, not a curated record. The transcript has a single exon. NCBI's taxonomy places the organism in Eukaryota, Fungi, Ascomycota, Eurotiomycetes, Eurotiales, Aspergillaceae.